AUGCUAGGCAGCUUGGAUCAACAGAGGGUUCGAAAGGGCACGAGAAGCUGUACCGAGUGCAGACGACGCAAGGUUCGGUGCAUUCGGCUCUCCGAGGACGCGCCGACCUGCCGGCGCUGCGAAGAGCGAGGCUCAACUUGCAUUGCGCAGACAUAUACUCCCCAUUCCAGACGGUCCCAGAGGCUCCCCUCGCGUUAUCGCAUAGCUCAACUUGAGUCUAAGGUUGCGAACUUGACCAAGUUUGUCCACGAUGCGGAAAUCAAGUCCGGAGAUCGAUCAACUUCCCAAACGGAGCUGGCUACUGAACCGACAUUGAGUACGGAUGAACUCGAUCCUGACUCUAGCGACUCGGAUUACGACGCCGUAGAUCAACCGGCGCACCUUCGAUCUCUAUUCCAGAAUGACUGGCUCAGCGUGGACCCCCAGCGACAAAACGGACAUUCUCAAGAUCGUAGAAUCAAGGUUUCUGCUCAUUUACACGACCGAGCGAGGCGAGCUCUUCAGAGGUUGAUUCCGCCCAAGUCCCAUGUUCUAACAAUUGCACAUUCUGCCUCACGAUGGCUUCCUCUCGUAUAUAGCUUGUUUCCCCAACCAGGGGCUAUCAAAACUCAACAAGAACUAGGCGAAAGCUUCGAGGAUAUGAACAGAGCGGAUGUCGAUCCGAUUAGCCUUGCCUCGUGGUUACUCACGGUCGCUCUUACAGGCCAGCAAGUUCAAGGACAGGACAAUGAUCGAGGGUCCCAGGCCCAAAAAUCCCACGAGUGGUCAAAAUUCUGUCGAGCAGUUUCUGAUACUGUGGAGACUACAAUCUUGCCCCAUGAUAGAUUGGUGAGCACCCUUUCUGGGCUUAGUAUGGCUAUGCAUUUCUUCCGACUUCAAAUAGGCCGGGGGAACUUCCGAAAGGCAUGGGUGCGUUUGCGACACAUAGUCGCGAUCGCAGAGAUCAUGGGACUGCCCAAGGCUUCUCAGGCGAUCCAGAACGGCCGGGUUAUCGGGACAGAAGGAAACGAGGCACAACAUCAAAAGGCGCAGCUCUGGGACUCGAUCAUUUCCGGAAACGGACUCUUUGGGAUGGUUAUCAAUCUUCCUCCUGAUACUCGACGACACCCCCAAGCAAAGACGCAGGCACUUGUUAUCGAUGGCGUUGUCCAGCCACACGUGUACCUCCGUCGGUUGACGGAUAUCGCUGCAAAGGUACAACACCUGGAUGAUCUCAAUCUGACGCCAGACUCGGGCUCUGAAUUCUACAGCUCUACGCUGGCACUCAUUGGAGAGCUCAAGUCCCUGACAUCGCAGACCCCUAAGCAAUGGUGGGCCCUAGACGAGGGCCCGGAGGUAAAACCUGACCACAUGGUUCAGUUUAUCCAUAACAGUGUUAUGGUGCGAACACACCUACCUUUUAUCAUGAGGCAAGAUAUUGGGGAAGAGUAUGUCUACAGUCGUCUAGUAUGCAUGAAUGCAUGCGAGGAAGCAGCACGGCUCUAUCGAUUCCUUCGUGGGACGCUCCCGCCCGGGAUAUUCUGUGCGCGGAUUCUAGAUCUCCAGGUGUUUGUUACGACGGUGGUCCUCCUUCUCAUAUCACAUAGCUCCUCGUGCUCGGGCAGAUGGAGUUUUCCAGCGGACAAAGCAAAGACAGCCAGCACCGUCGAAGAAGUCACCAAGCUCAUGAUCGGACGAUCUCAUGACACACCAGGCUCUCAUUUUGCUCACACCUGUGUUACCACUAUCAAUUCUCUGCAUAGGCUACUCCAGCAGGAUAGCCCUUCUCAUUUACAAGACUUGACUUUACAGGUUCCUCUUCUCGGGAAGGUCAAGGUCCGACGGAAUUUCCGUCAACAAGAGAUGUCCAUGGAGAGCAACGUUUCUGGGGUUGAAACAAACCCUAAUGCGAGCAGGCCAAAGGAGUCGUCUGUUUCUCAACCGCAGUCCCUGUCAGAGCUCAACAGCUCCUCGCAACCACUACGAAACUGGGAAUGGGACUUUCUGUCAUGGUCCGUCGAGGACAACAGCGAUAGCUACUUCCAAGAUGCCCUGAUGAUGGACGAUUUUGAUCCCUUGACCAUGUGGCCAGAUACGUAUAAUGACGUUUCACUGAUAGGCUGA
Aspergillus melleus is the source of this 2103-nucleotide messenger RNA. RefSeq names its product transcription factor domain-containing protein. Gene Ontology annotation, molecular function: DNA-binding transcription factor activity, RNA polymerase II-specific; zinc ion binding. Bases 1 to 2103 code for a protein of 700 amino acids. The record is from RefSeq and is a predicted model, not a curated record. Gene Ontology annotation, biological process: regulation of DNA-templated transcription. Lineage: Eukaryota; Fungi; Ascomycota; Eurotiomycetes; Eurotiales; Aspergillaceae. The transcript is spliced from 3 exons.